Messenger RNA from Thelazia callipaeda (thelaziosis nematode), 2772 nucleotides. Lineage: Eukaryota; Metazoa; Nematoda; Chromadorea; Rhabditida; Thelaziidae. The record is from the annotation of a GenBank genome assembly.
AUGGAUGAUACUGUUGACAAGAUUAAUUGUACUGUGUUCAAAGUAAAAGAUGAUGGCAGUAAAGUUGCUUCUCCGAGAGAAGGCGUAGAACACAAUCCUGCUUUACUAACUUGUCGGCUUCUCACUGAUAAUAACCUUGAUGUUGAUCAAGAACAUGUACGAGAGCAAUCAGAUUCCUCAAAAUCUCCAGAGCCAUUAUUAGAAGAACAAGAAUCAACUGGAGAUAAACAAGUCAAUUUUCUUGUUGAAGUGAAUGUUAAUGAUAAUCACGGUACCGAAGAAAUGGAAGUUGAUGACGAAACGGAGAAAGUGGCAUCUGUCGACAGGAAUAAUGGUGCUAGUGCUGUUGCUAGAACAGAAAACGUAGGUGAAAUCGUGCCAGAAAAGAUUGUUGAAAUCACUCACGAUAAUUCUGAAAAAGGAAGUAAGCAAGUCGAUGAAAAAGCUUUUCGAAGUUCGAGGUAUGGUAUUCCUCCAGGCUGGAUGUAUCACGGGGAAAAUGGUGGUUAUCGCUAUUAUGUGGGCUGCGCUGGAGAGUUUUAUUCUUUACAUUCUGUGCUAAGCGGUCGGUUAGUUAUGCGCUUCUUUAAUUAUGGUUCUCGUGUGAAGUCGAACGUAUAUCGUCAGACACAAUCUUCGUUUGCCAUAUAUUCGAUAGACAGAGAUGGUUAUUGGUAUAUGCAAGAUAGUGGAGGGAAUUUUAUACCCUAUACGAAUUAUAAUUACAAUCGUGGAAUGCGUAGCUCAUUGUUUCCUCAUGAUAUGAAAGGACGAUUCAUCUUACCAACAAAUGCACGCGGUGAAAAGGCCUUUCCUGUAGAUAUCAAUAAUAUGCCAAUUUUUCCAUUCGAUCCAAUUACUCACUUGCCUACUUUUCCGGUGGAUGACAAUGGGCAGCCCGUAUUUCCGACUGGUGUACUUGGAAGACCUAUUGUACCUGUUGACACAAAUGGCUUAGCAAUAUUUCCUCGUGAUGCAAAUAAUCGGUUCAUAUUUCCAUCAGGGCCGAAUGGCAAGCCAAUAGCGCCUGUUAAUAUCUAUGGAGUACCAGUAAUGCCGUUAGAUGAACAUGGUAAACCAGUGGUGCCUUACGAUGCAAGUGGAAAGCCGCUCAUUCAUUUGGCUAGCGAUGGAAUAACUCCCCUUACUGAAGAAGAAUACCAGUAUUCCUUGCAAUGGAAUGAUUAUUUCAGUCGAUAUUAUAAAGGUGGCAUGGAACAAAAAUCGAAUGCGUCACAUCAGACUCUGACACAAUCAACAGUCAGUAGCACAUAUGAGCAGAGCGCAAGACAUAUGAAGAUGCUAAAAAAGGUUCGUCCUGAAGAUAUUGAUUUGCCUCCAACUGUUCCGCCUCCACCUACGACAUAUCCUCCCCAAAGUUUGAAUAUACCAAUCUUACCAUGUGAAGAUAUAGAAAAGAAAACAACAUCUGAUCCCGCUUUAAGAGCCAAGACUAAGAAGAUGAUUGAGAUGCAGCUGAAAUUUUCGCGCAAGAAGUUGCGUGAUAAUACUCAAACAUCGAUUCUGUAUGCAUCGGCGGAGGACACUCCCACUGAUGCUUUAUCAGUAUCUCUGCAAGCGGAUGGUAUUCAGAAAGAUGUAGAUAAAAGUGAAUCACAAGAAUUUUCACCACCGCUUCCAACAGCUACUUUACCCUCUGAUUCGCCUUUAUCUGUUGAACCCGAACAUAAUCUGAGAACUGAAGCAUCAAAUAUUGAUCUUUUUGCUGAUGAAAAGCAUUUGGGAGAUUAUUUGAAUGCGCAAAAAGUAGCAGGCGAUAUUACUACGAAUUCAGAAAUGAAGCAAGCUGCUACUGAACAAAUAAAGCUCUUGCCAAAUGCGUUAACCAAUGAUAUAAAUGCAUCUUAUGGAAUGAUGAACUCAGAAAAUCAGAAUCAGGUGUUCGUAGCCCUACCUAAGGAAUACGGGGGUGACUUGUGUGGUGAUAGUAAAACCGAAAAAGGAAUUGCAGAGAGUUCAAGCGAAUGGCUCUCGGAAUCAAAAGUCAUGAAUUUUGGUUCUGGAGUCGUGCCAGUUUCAUCUUCGACAGAUGUUAUAAGUGAAACAUACGUUUUAGAAAAAAAUGUGGAAGCUGCUGAAAGUUUUGAGGACAACGCUAGUGGCCAUAAGCUGGGAACAAAACCUUCUGAUGAGGAGAUUUUCGAAUCAAAAAAUGAAAAGGAAGCAUCUCAAAAACGAGAAGAUUUCUCUGAGCAUUCUUCUCGAUCUCAUGGAAAAAGUGUAGGGAAAAAAUCGCAUCGUGAUAAGCCGAAGCAAAGAGUAAAACAGAGAAGUGAUAGUGAACAUCGACAUUCAUUACACCAUCGUGUUUCGCAUCGUAGAAGUCGUUCGGGAGAAAAGCGACAUAGGAGUCCUGCUCGAAGUCGUACACCUCAUGAUUACUAUUGUCAUACCAGACAUUAUUCUCGGAAUCGAGAUCGGUUGCGCAAGCAUAGUUCUCGUUCUCGUCGCAGUUAUCGACGUUACUGGACUCCAGAUGUUGAUGACAAAUAUGCAAGUGAAAAUCAGCGCUCCUCAUCUAGAGAAAAGUCUUCAGAAUAUGGAAGGAGUACAAGUAGAGAAAAAACACCAACACCCGAGAAAUCGAGCAGAAGUUGUAGUUAUUAUGAAGACUCAAAGAGCAGAAGUAGUUCUAUUGUUAAUAUGCAGCAUUCAAUACGGUCACGAAUACCCUCAAGUUAUAGAACUUCAGAUAAUCGAAAUCGAAGCUCGAGCCGUCACACUUCUACAGGUCUCAUAAAAACUUUUUAG